Molecule: messenger RNA, 1324 nt
Organism: Mucor mucedo
Lineage: Eukaryota; Fungi; Mucoromycota; Mucoromycetes; Mucorales; Mucoraceae
Exons: 1
Coding region: 189-860 (223 amino acids)
Source: RefSeq, a predicted model, not a curated record
GGGGUAUACAGAAGGCUAAAUAACCGGGUGGGUGUAAAUGGCAGCGGAGUGAAAGAUCCGUAAACCCCUCCUUAUUCAUGUACAACCCGGACAAACUAUAUAAAAUCACUAUAAAUUAACGACUCACCCAAGUUGAUUGUCAUUUAACUCACUUUUCUUUAUACUUUCAUUUUAUUUUAUUUUUAUUUAUGCCUCAUUCUCGCAGUAAAAUUGACAUGCCCGGUCAUCAUGCCAUCAUCAUUGGGUAUUAUAGUGUCAUCAAGGAUGCAUCGUGUCUAUGCAGUAGAAGCUACAACAUUUUAGAAUCCGUAUUGGGCGGAUUUAUUGCAGCAAAGAAACAAGGCGUGUUUGAGGAUGAAGACAAACUGUUGGAGAUUAAGCAAUACAGUUUAAAUCUUUAUGCGGAUUUUAAGGCUAUCAAACAACGCAAUUUCAAUGCCACAUCAAGUAUAGUAGCGCUUGAAAAAGAACUGUCAUUUGAAUUACAAGCAACACAGAAUACGAUUAAAGGACUUUCUGGUGGAAUUAUGCAAUUGACAAACCGUAACAAAUAUGGCAAGAUGAAACUACUGCUAAAUGAUCUGGAGAGACUCUUUCAACACAUGAGCUUCUUACUGCUCGAAUUAGACAGAAUAGACAAGGCAGUUGAAGGUGUAAUGGACGAUAUUCAAGAAUAUACAGUGUUGACAGAAAAUAGCGCUCGGUAUAGCUCAUCUAAAGGAGAUAGGGUCAAGAUCAUUGCAGAUAAAAUGUUGCUGGGAACACAGACAUUACAACAUCAUUUAAAGCAUAUGGAAGCAGGAGCAAAUAAAACUGCACUUCAAUUCAGACAUAACUUUUUUCAUAUCUUACUGGCAUAAUUCCCAUAAAAAAUCAACCAAACCCUACUGUUACGCAUCAACUAUUAAUAAUAUUUCAACUUAAUUCACUCUUUUACUCUAUGUUACUACUUUCCUUCCCACAUGUCAAUAAUAAAAAAACCUUUUUUUUUUCCGGAAUUAUAGUCAGACGUUUUUUUUUUUUUAAUUUUCUAUUUGGAGGUUCUAGACAUGGAGACAAUCAAUAUGCUCUUGCAUCCUAUAGAACGAGUUAAAAUAGAUUGAAACAUGUCUGGCGUCUGAUCGGCACCAAACAUUGCAACCCAAAAAAAAGAGUACGACUUUUAUUCAGGUAAAUCCCCCAUUUUUACUAUUUAUAUCAAAAUGACGGGUUUCAAAAUUACAUAACAAAUCACUAAGAGAUGGAGUUGAAAAAAAAAAGGUUAUUUUAGGGUUGAUUGAUAGCGGAACCAAAUAAAAAAAAUAUAUAUGGAACCGGUAGAGCC